Messenger RNA from Talaromyces stipitatus ATCC 10500, 1791 nucleotides. RefSeq names its product monooxygenase, putative. NCBI's taxonomy places the organism in Eukaryota, Fungi, Ascomycota, Eurotiomycetes, Eurotiales, Trichocomaceae. Gene Ontology annotation, molecular function: FAD binding. Bases 1 to 1791 code for a protein of 596 amino acids. The record is from RefSeq and is a predicted model, not a curated record. The transcript is spliced from 6 exons.
AUGCCAAACACAGACCUCCUCAUUAUCGGCGCAGGUCCAGCAGGCCUCAUGGCAGCCUGCUGGGCCUCGCAAUUCAACAUAUCCACCCGCAUCAUCGACCAGAAACCCGGCCGAACUCGUACUGGCCAUGCAGACGGAAUACACAGUCGCACAUCGGAAAUACUCGAUAGUUUUGGUCUUGUCGAUCAGAUUCUACGACAAGCUGUGAUAGAGACUGAGAUGUGUUAUUGGGCUUGUGCAAAUGAAUCUGGAGAAAUUCAGAGAGUAAAAAAGACUUCGGUGCAGCUGGAAAAUCUCUCGAGAUUUGAACAGAUUUUGUUGAACCAGGGUCUGAUUGAGGAUGUUCUCGUUCGAUAUAUCAGUGACAUUGGAAGGGUGAAGAUAGAAUGGAACAAGAAGGCUGAAAUGCUUGAUGUGUCAACAGCAAAUGAAGCUGAGUAUCCGGUAACGGUCAGCGUGAAGGAUUUGCAUGAUAGCAGCAAUCAAACCGAAACCAUUCGUGCGCGCUACAUAGUUGCAUGCGAUGGCUCCCACAGUUGGACAAGAGAACAACUCCAUAUCCCCAUGGAAACGCGCUCGGACGAAUCAACCUGGAGCGUAAUUGACAUUGCACCCAUAACAAACUUCCCCGACAUCCGUCAAUCCUGCGCCAUAAAAUCCCAAAAGAACGGAAGUAUAAUGACGGCGCCACGUGAAAAUCGGCUUUUGCGUUUGUACAUUCAACUCAAAGGAGAUGACGAGCUAGAGCAAAUAGCGAGACAGAAAUCGCAUGAAUCUCCCAAAGCUCUUGUGAGGAUUGCGGAAAGGGCGAUGAAGCCGUAUUAUUUUAGAUAUCGGCAUUGUGACUGGUGGUCUAUUUACAAUGUAGGUCUACCUGGUCAGCGUCUUGUAAAGCAUCAUCGAAUACAUGACCGAAUAUUCCUCGCUGGCGACGCAGCACAUACCCACUCCCCAAUGGCCGGCCAAGGAAUGAACAUUUCCAUGCAAGACACAUACAAUCUCCUCUGGAAACUCGGGUCUAUAAUCAUCGGCGCAGCUAAUCCUGCCAUCCUCGACACGUAUGAAAGUGAACGACGACCUGUAGCCAGGACACUAAUGCAAGUAGAUAAAAGGGUGCUACAAGCGUAUGAACAGGCUGAUCCAAAGAGUGAAGGGGUGGAUAAAGUGCGCGAGCAAUUCGCCGGGUUUAUGAGUGGGACGGGAGUGGUGUAUCAACCUAGUAUACUGGUUGGGGAAUCUGAUGCGGAUUUGUGUCUCAAUCGUGCUGGAAUGGAGAAGGUUAAAGUGGGCAUGCGUCUGGCUUGUUUUAAGAAGAUGGUCAAGAAUCAGGCUGAUGGGUCAACGAAAUAUCUAUUAAGUCUCUUGCGCAGCACAGGGAUAUGGAGGUUACUAGUCUUUGCCGGUGACGUACGACAGGAGGAGCAAUUGAUGAAGCUGGACGAGUUUUCGAACUCGUCUUUGGUCACCAAAUUUCUGAACAGGUUGGGCUUAUCGAUUGAGUGUCUCUUGAUACAUAAUACUCCCAGAGAUCCGAUUGACGUUUUCGAUAUUCCGGAAAUAUUUCGUCCCUUUGACGAUACGUUCGGCUGGGAUUAUGGGAGGAUAUUUACUGAUUAUGAAGAUUCUACAUAUCCGAGUAAUGGGGCGAUUAGUACUGAUGGCGAGGAGCGUGGAAAAGGGAUUAGUGAAUUUGUCAUCUUGUGUCGUCCGGAUCAGCAUGUUUCUUGGCUGGGGGCGUUGGAUAAUUUGCAUGGAUUGGAGAGGAUGAUUGCUAUGAUCUUUGAUCGGUGA